Elephantulus edwardii (Cape elephant shrew) is the source of this 948-nucleotide messenger RNA. RefSeq names its product protein sprouty homolog 2-like. Gene Ontology annotation, biological process: multicellular organism development; negative regulation of MAP kinase activity; negative regulation of fibroblast growth factor receptor signaling pathway. Bases 1 to 948 code for a protein of 315 amino acids. Lineage: Eukaryota; Metazoa; Chordata; Mammalia; Macroscelidea; Macroscelididae. Gene Ontology annotation, cellular component: cytosol; membrane. The transcript has a single exon. The record is from RefSeq and is a predicted model, not a curated record.
AUGGAGGCCAGAGCUCACAGUGGCAGCGGGUCACAACCCUUUCUGCAGGCACCCCGUGACAGUAGCAGGCAGCGUGGGGAGCCUGACCCUAGAGAGGCCCUCACCCAGCAGGUGCAUGUACUGUCUCUGGAUCAGAUCAGAGCCAUCCGAAACACAAAUGAGUACACCGAGGGGCCUACCGUGGUCCCAAGACCCGGGCUCAAGCCUGCACCUCGCCCCUCCAGUCAGCACAAGCCCGAGCGACUCCAUGGGCUUCCCGAGCACCGCCAGCCAGCCAGGCUACAACACCCACAGGUCCACUCCUCCGCCAGAGCCCCCCUGACCAGGUCCAUCAGCACAGUCAGCUCAGGGUCGAGGAGCAGUACGAGGACAAGUACCAGCAGCAACUCCUCUGAACAGAGACUGUUAGGAUCGUCUUUUUCCUCGGGACCCAUUGCUGAUGGAAUAAUCCGGGUGCAGCCAAAAUCUGAGCUCAAGCCAGGCGAGCUUAAGCCCCUGAGCAAGGACGAUCUGGGUUUGCAUGCCUACCGAUGUGAGGACUGUGGCAAGUGCAAGUGUAAAGAGUGCACCUAUCCGAGGCCUCUGCCUUCGGACUGGAUCUGUGACAAGCAGUGCCUUUGCUCGGCCCAGAAUGUCAUUGACUAUGGGACUUGUGUGUGCUGCGUGAAAGGCCUCUUCUAUCACUGUUCUAAUGAUGACGAGGACAACUGUGCCGACAACCCAUGCUCCUGCAGCCAGUCUCACUGUUGUACACGGUGGUCGGCCAUGGGCGUCAUGUCCCUCUUUCUGCCUUGCUUAUGGUGUUACCUUCCAGCCAAGGGUUGCCUUAAAUUGUGCCAGGGGUGUUAUGACCGUGUUAAUAGGCCCGGAUGUCGUUGUAAAAACUCAAACACAGUUUGCUGCAAAGUUCCCACCGUCCCACCCAGGAACUUUGAAAAACCAACAUAG